Molecule: messenger RNA, 3338 nt
Organism: Prorocentrum cordatum
Lineage: Eukaryota; Dinophyceae; Prorocentrales; Prorocentraceae
Source: the annotation of a GenBank genome assembly
AGCCGUUUUGGCUCGAGAGGGCGCGCGCGGCACCCGCGGGCUGGCCAGCCCGACGCGGCCCCGUCGCGGCAAGGGGGCCCAUGAGGGGUGCCGCCCUCGGCGGCGCGGAGGACGAGGACGAGGACCUGGAGGGGGAGGCGGGCUCCGCGGCCCCUCCGCCUCUCCUGGGUGGCGACGAGUCCUACCAGGGCCCGCCCGCCGCCGGCUUCGACGACUCGCGGGGCUCGGGCGUGGUGGGCUUCCAAGCGGGGGCGAGCCUGCAGCCCGGCCUGCCCCUGGACUUCGGCUUCCUGCUGCAGGCCGGGGCGGCGACCGCUCCGCCGGGGCGCGCGCGCGCGGGGUCGGCGGGCAGCGACGAGGGCCUCGCGUGGGGUGGCCUCCCGGCUGCCGCUGCCACGACGGGCAGGCACGAGGCCUGCAGGCAGGGGCGGGCCGCGGACCGCAAGCGGAGCCGCAACGACUCCAUGGACGUCUCGGACGAUCUGGCCCCGUGGGCGGCUCUGGAGAGCCACCGCGCCCGCCGAUGCGGACACGGCAGGUGCCCUUCGGCGUGGUGGCCGGGCAGGACCGCGGGCCUCGCGCGAUGGAUCCGCCGAUCUUUCGUGCGGAUCCCUUCCACUGGAUGCGGGACUCGACGCACGAAGAUCAGGAGGUCCAGGCGCUGCUGCGCGAAGAGGACGCCUACUGCAACUGGUGCCUGUCUCACCUUCAAGAGCUGCGAGAGCGCCUCUAUGCCGAGAUGAUCGGGCACACCGACGAGGACGAUGUGGACGUUCCCGUCCUGCGCCCGGACGGGUACGCCUACUAUUCCCGCUCUUUCAGCGGCAAGCCGUACAAGGCCCACCACCGUGCGAAAGUCGCGGCGACCACUGACCCCACACUCUUGUCUGGUGGAAGGCCAGUGGUUGGGACCGUCGCGGUCCACGCGGCCGUGGCGGGGCUGGCUCUGGUGGACGAGGAGCUGAUAUUGGAUGAGAACGAGCUCCGAUUCGAUGCUGCGGGGAACGUCCACCCCUACUGCUCCAUCCACGGCCCCGAGCUGAGCGAAGACGGCGAGCUCCUGGCCUACGGUGCCGACUUCAAGGGCGACGACUGCUGCGCGAUCCGGUUCCGUCGCUUCCGCGCGGGCGCGGCAGGCGACCAGCCGCCCGGGGAGGAGCUGCAGACCACGGACGGCUCCAUCGUGUGGGACGCGUCUGGGCAUGCCGGGAUCUACUACGUGGGGCUCGACGCGGAGCUGCGCUGCGGCACGGUCCGCCGGCACCUGCUGGGCACCCCGCAGGGCCGCGACGCCGUGCUGCUCGACGAGGAGGACCGGAGCUUCUCCGUCUCCAUCGGCAAGACCUCCGACUCCCGCCUGCUGGUCGUCUCCUCGUGCUCUAGCCAGACCGCGGAGCGCUACUUGCUGGACCUGCACACCCGUCUGAGGGUUUGCGGUGCGUCUGCAAGCGUUCUGCGGGGCACAUGUACCAGGUGGACCACUGCAACGGUGUCCUCUACCUGCUCACGAACAAGGACGGUGCGAAGAAUUCGAAGCUGUGCUGCAUGCCCGUUGUGUCGCUUCCCGUGGGCGGGGCGUCGGAAAUGAAGGACGUGUGGACUCCUGGCCAGCACGUCAAGCUGGACUCGCUGCGCUGCUUCGAGAACUUUCUUGCCAUAGAGGGAAGGGAGGCUGGCGUCUCCAGGAUAUUCAUCGUCCGCUACUCGGGCAUCGUGGAUGGCGGCGCUGCGCCUGUCGCGGAGGCCGUCGUCUUCCCCGAUGGGCAGCUGCACGACGGAACCCUGCUCACGCCGCGACGCCGUAUGGCCGCCGCGUCGCUGUACUCCACGGGCCUCCAUUGUAAUGGCCUGUUCAGUACCGACACCAUCAGGGUCUACAGGGCCGACUAUUGCUGCCCUUCGCGGGUCUUCUCGUACAACUCGACCACCCAGGCGUUCAAGCUGCUCAAGGAGGAGCCCGCGCCCAAUUUCGACCGCAGCCUCUACAGGGCCGAGAGGAUCACAUCCCACCGGCGGGGCGUGCCCAUCUCGCUGGUGUACCGCACCGAUUGCCAUCCGAAGGGCCUCGCGGGGGGCCCUCACCCGACGCUGCUCACAGGCUACGGCUGCUACGGCGCCUGCAACGACCCCGACUUCGACUUCACCCUGCUGAGCCUCCUGGACCGCGGGGUCGUCUACGCGGUGGGACACGUCCGCGGGGGCGGGGAGCUCGGCGAGGAGUGGUGGGAGGCCGGUCGGCAGUUCAACGUGAAGAACCGCUUCCUCGACUUCGAGGCGGUGGCCGAGACGCUGCUUGAGGAGGGCAUAUCCGAGGCGAGCCGCCUGGUCGCCUGGGGCGAGAGCAGCGGAGGAUGCCUGGUGUCGGCCACGGCCAACAUGCGGCCAGACCUCUUCAAGGCGCUGCUCCUCGAGGUGCCCUUCUGCGAUGCCCUGACGACGAUGUCGGAUCCGACGAUACCCCUGACGUGUGGGGACUGGGGGGAGUACAACAACACGAACGAGCGGGAGGCGUUCCACUACGCCCUGGAGUACAGCCCCUACGACAACAUCCGGAUGCAGAGCUACCCGGCGGUACUCUGCACCGGCGCUCUGAACGACGCCAUGGUCGGUUUCUGGGAGCCGCUAAAGUACAUCACCAAGCUGCGCCGCAUGAAGCUCGAUGACAAUCUCGCCAUGAUGAAAGUGAACUUCCACGCAGGUCAUGGUCACAGCUCUGACCGCUACGAGGAUCUCCGGGAGAAGGCGUUUCUGUUUGCUUUCGUAUUGAACCAGUUGGGCAUAGAUCGAUGACGGCGGUGCUCAUAAGGCUGAGCUGCUUUUAUCUUCCAUCUGCCUCUCAGGGAUCAUCGAUUGUGCGGUCACAGCAAGUGUAUGGCUGCCGUCCCCGAAAGGAGAGGGGAUAAGGAGUUGUCUUGGGAGGCAUGGGACUCCGAUAUCUCACUGGUGGUUUGGGGCGCCUCCAGGGCCGACUCGGGGCUACAGCCUGGGUCCGCGCCGCUGCCCACGAGCCGACACUGGCCGAAGGGGGAGACAAUAUGACAAAUGCUCGCAGCUUCCUCCUCUUCCUCCCCUCCUCCGCCUCCUCCCCCUCUCCCCCGUCUCCCUUUACCCGCUGCUCCCGCUAGGGCCCUCUCGCCCGAAUGGGCGCGGCCCUACCCGCAGUAGGGCCGGAUGGGCGCUCGUCCUCCAGUGGCCACGGGGCCGUUGCACCAUCUCAGUGAUGGAGCGUCACGCAUGCGAGAUGUAGCACCAGCAUUCUUACACAGCUAGCAGGGAGGCCUAGUGUACAAGAGUACCUCGUAGGCGAACGGCCCCUUGCGCAGCGCGUGUAGUCCGCC